This is a messenger RNA of Sclerotinia sclerotiorum 1980 UF-70, 1413 nucleotides long. RefSeq lists its product as hypothetical. The coding region runs from base 1 to 1413 and encodes 470 amino acids. Lineage: Eukaryota; Fungi; Ascomycota; Leotiomycetes; Helotiales; Sclerotiniaceae. The transcript has 7 exons. Gene Ontology annotation, molecular function: oxidoreductase activity, acting on the CH-OH group of donors, NAD or NADP as acceptor; NAD binding. The record is from RefSeq and is a predicted model, not a curated record.
AUGGCAUCACCACAAGAUAUCGCUGGAGCCAGUGGCCUUUCAAGAAUGGUCUCCAAUAGCCUGAGCCUUUCUCCUACAGCAACCUUUCAUUCUCCCCCAUCAAGCUUCGGGCCCGGCUCGAUUUCGAGAGCGGCCGCAAGAACCAAUGCAAAGCAAUUGAAGCCAUUCGAUACUCAAGAUAUCAAGAUUUUACUCUUGGAAAAUGUCAAUCAAAGUGGAAAAGAUAUCCUUUCUGAACAAGGAUACCAAGUUGAAUCCCUGAAGACUUCUUUACCAGAGGCUGAAUUGAUUGAAAAGAUUCGAGAUGUCCAUGUCAUUGGAAUUAGAUCAAAAACUAAGCUCAGCGAGAAAGUCCUUCGUGAAGCCAAGAACUUGAUCGUGGUGGGAUGUUUCUGUAUUGGCACAAAUCAAGUCGACCUUGAAUAUGCUGCCGCACAUGGUAUUGCAGUAUUCAACUCCCCUUUUGCCAACUCCCGAAGUGUAGCAGAAUUGGUCAUUGCAGAGAUCAUAGUUCUUGCCCGUCAACUCGGUGACAGAUCGAAUGAAUUACACAAUGGAACCUGGAAUAAAGUUAGCAACAAAUGCUGGGAAAUUCGUGGAAAAACUCUCGGUAUAAUUGGUUACGGUCACAUUGGUUCACAAUUGUCUGUUCUUGCCGAAGCCAUGGGCAUGUCGGUAAUCUACUACGAUGUCGUCAAUCUCAUGGCAUUGGGUACUGCUAAACAGGUUCCUACCUUGAACGAAUUACUCAAUACCGCGGACUUUAUUACAUGCCAUGUUCCAGAACUUCCAGAAACUAAGAAUCUUAUUGGCAGAGCACAAUUCGAUCAAAUGAAGGAUGGCAGCUAUCUUAUCAACGCAUCCCGCGGUAGCGUGAUUGAUAUUCCAGCUCUUAUUGAAGCCUCAAGAAGUGGAAAGAUCGCCGGUGCAGCUUUGGAUGUAUAUCCAAGUGAACCAGGCGGAAAUGGUCCUUACUUUACAAAUAGCUUAAAUCCUUGGGCAGAGGAUCUUCGUAGUCUCAGCAACAUCAUUCUCAGCCCCCAUAUUGGUGGUAGUACCGAGGAAGCUCAGCGUGCUAUUGGUGUUGAAGUUGGCGAGGCCCUUGUCAGAUAUGUGAACUCUGGUGUCACUCUUGGAGCUGUGAACUUACCAGAGGUCAAUCUUCGUUCUCUUACAUUGGACGAGUCCAACCAUGCAAGAGUCAUCUACAUCCAUCACAACAUUCCUGGUGUAUUGAGAAAGGUUAACGAAAUUCUCGGCGAUCACAAUGUAGACAAACAAAUCACUGAUAACAAAGGCGAUGUCGCAUAUCUCAUGGCUGAUAUUAGCAAUGUACAAACUAGCGAUCUGAAGGAGAUUGCUGAUAGCUUAGAAGCUUUGAGCUCACGUAUUCUCACCCGUGUACUUUAUUAA